This is a messenger RNA of Carica papaya (papaya), 785 nucleotides long. RefSeq names its product multiprotein bridging factor 1C (gene MBF1C). The record is from RefSeq and is a predicted model, not a curated record. NCBI's taxonomy places the organism in Eukaryota, Viridiplantae, Streptophyta, Magnoliopsida, Brassicales, Caricaceae. Gene Ontology annotation, cellular component: nucleus. Gene Ontology annotation, molecular function: DNA binding.
ACUACCUUCUUAUAAAAGCUCCCUCUAGUUCAUCAUCAUGCUCGUAGCCAGAGCCAUAUCUCUGUAAAAAUCCCAAAGAUAAUCUCUCUCUCUCUCUCUCUCUCUCUCUCUCUCUCUCUCUCUCUCUCUCUGUUUCUGUAAAUUCUCUCCGUAAACGAUGCCGAACAGGUAUCCAGGAGCCAUGGCUCGGGACUGGGAACCGGUGGUGCUGCACAAGAACAAGCCUAAGGCCCAAGACCUCCGGAACCCAAAGGCGGUGAACCAGGCGCUGCGGACCGGCGCGCCGGUCCAGUCAAUUAAGAAGUUCGACGCCGGAUCCAACAAGAAGGCGACUGCCCCAGUGGUAAACCCGAGGAAGCUGGAUGAGGAGACGGAGCCGGCGGCGCUGGAACGAGUAGCAGUAGAGGUGAGGCGGGCGAUCCAGAAGGCUCGGAUCGAGAAGAAGAUGAGCCAGGCUGAGCUGGCGAAGUUGAUCAAUGAACGUCCACAAGUAGUGCAGGAGUACGAGAACGGAAAAGCUGUGCCCAACCAAGGCGCGUUGGCUAAGAUGGAGAGGGUGCUAGGGGUCAAGCUUAGAGGGAAGAUUGGGAAGUGAAUAAUAUGAUCGGUCGAUUUCAGUGUUUAGUCACUUAGUUUUGGGGGUGUUCGUUUUGUUUUGUUUGAACAUAGGUGCUUAUUGUGAUGGUCUCUGUUUUAUAUUUUGGUUUUAUGGGGAUUGAACAGCUUUAGUGAAUCUCUGGUAAUGAAAAUGAAACAAGUGGAACGUAGUCUCUUCUUUUUUUCAA